UCUUUCGAAUGAAAUAAUCGGAAACAUGAUCGAUUGAUUGAUUAAUUCUUUCUUUUUGAAAUUUCGUAAAGAAAGCGAAUAAAAAUUUUGAAGAAAGAAAAGAAAUUGGGGAGGAAAAGGAGAACCAUCGAUAUGAAAGAUUCGAAAAGAACAGAAUGGUGACGUAAUAUGGAUUCGAGGACAAGGAUCGUUAAAAGAAAUAGCGGUCAAAGAAAAAGAAGGAAAGGAAGCUAAAGUAGGAAGUGAAUGAGUAUAUACCUAAGAAGAAAAAUAGGAGAGAAAGAAAAUAGAAGAACGUAAACAAAAGAAAAAAAGAAAAAGAAAAAAAGAAAAUCGAUAAGAAAAUGAUGGAAACAACUACGGUUUAUUAUCAUAAUCGUUCAUAUAUUCAGAAUGAUACGAGCGACGAUGUUCCUAUGGAAUGUUAUCAAAAAAUCAAUGCUACUGGUCUCUUUGAUUUUAUCAUAUACGGUGUACUCAUAAAUUUCAUAGGUCUCUUCGGUAUUUUAGGAAACACUAUCUCGAUGAUUGUACUUUCGAGACCUCAAAUGAAAUCGUCGAUUAAUUAUCUUCUGAUUGGAUUAGCAAGUUGCGAUACUCUUCUUAUCAUUAGCUCGAUACUUAUUUUUGGAUUACCAUCGAUUUACGUUUACACCGGCUAUCUUUUUAAUUAUCAAUUCUUCGUUUAUCCGAAAAUAGUCAAAUAUUUAUAUCCAAUAUCGUGCACAGCGCAUAUAGCAACGGUGUAUUUAACGUUAACCGUAACAAUAGAACGAUACAUUGCCGUUUGUCAUCCACUCAAAGCAAGAUCAUUCUGCACAUGUGGUCGUGCACGUUUAGCAUUUCUAAGCAUCGUAACUUUCGCAACGAUCUACAAUAUUCCAAAACUUUUGGAAAUAGAAAUCUACACCGAGAAGCAUUGGAAAUACAACGUUGUCAUAUAUUGUUUACGGCCAGCACGUUUAAGGGAUAACAAUAUUUACGUAACCGUAUACGUCCAUUGGAUGUAUUUUUUUGUGUGUUAUACCAUUCCUUUAUUUGCUUUAAUCAUUUUCAACACGGCUAUUUAUCGACGGGUCAGGAAAGCGAACAGGGAUUUGCAACAACUGACGCAUCAUCAAAGACGAGAAAUUGGAUUGGCAACGAUGUUACUUUGUGUCGUAAUCGUCUUCGUUAUAUGCAAUAUUCUACCCCUUACCUCAAAUAUAUUCGAGACUUUUAUCUACGAUCCACCACGGUGGUUAGUUCAAGUCGGUAACCUGUUGGUGACUAUAAAUAGCAGCAUCAAUUUUAUAAUAUAUGUGAUAUUCGGAAGAAAAUUUAAACGAAUAUUUAUGAAACUUUUUUGUGGUUCGGGUAUAUUAUUUGGCCGUGAUAGAGACAGUCCCGAAUUUCAAACCCAUGAUGAGUCGAGCGUAACGAACGUUUCGAAUAUGACAAAUAUAGAGUUAAGAAAUUCUAUUAGACAUAAUCAUCUAAAUAGGACAAAUACCAUUGGUAGAAACAAUAAUGUUCACAUUACAAAUGGUGGAACUAGACAAAGCAUUAGAUUAUCGAAUAGACCAAACAGUCCAGGUACUCUUGUUUAUUAUCCCGCUUGUAAUUCAAUGAGAAAUCUAAACAAAGUCAUUAAAAUUUCUUCCGAUCAAAAUGGCUGGAAUAAAAAUAAUAAUAACGAUACUCUUAUGUAGUUUAUUUUUUUUUAAUUCUAUUCGAACAUGCUACGUCUAAAUAAAGAUAUUAUUAUGUUUAUGAAAACCUCACUUUUAUCUUCAUUGUAUAAUAUAGGUAUAUUUAAUAAAAAAGGGCAGUCAAUUUCAACAAAAAAUAAUUAAAAUUAACAAUCAUUAUCAUUGAAAUUAUGAUGAUGUCAUCGUACGAUUAGAUUCGAACGUAACUUAUGACAAAAAUGUCAUUUAUCUUUUCUAAAUUCUUUUGUUACUCAAAUAAUUAAUGAAAAAAAACCUUACGUCAUUAUUAUUAUACAACUAUCGAAUUGUUUAUGUUGCGCUAUGUUAAUGCAUUUGUUAAAGUAGAUAUACGUAUUCGAGUACGAUGGGCUGCCUUGUAUAAUAUUUUAUGCACUAAAAAUAUUUCAUAUCGAUAAAAAUCAUAACUCUUUUUUAUUCAUAAUCUCAAACACAGAUCUUUAUGAAUUUUGCCGAUAAUAAAAACAGUAUUAUUUAUAUUUAUUCAUCAUUUAACUCAUUGGAUAUAUCAUUGCAUUAAUAUAAAGCUAUUAAUUUUAUGUAAAAAUUUCAUAGAUAAAAAUCUCCUAUUUAUUCAUAUUUUCGAAAAUGUUCAUAUCUUACUACGGUUAUCGUUUUUGUAAUGUUGUAAAUAUUACAUUUAAAUGAUCACGUAUUAUUAAGAUAAUGAAAAACGAGACUGUAUGUUAGAGAAAUAGCUAGUAAUGCGGAUAUUUUUAAAUAAGUGCUAUGUAAAUAUAGCGAUUAUAUAUAUAGGAUAAAAAAUUAUAUAUAUAUAUAUAUAUAUAUACAUAUAUAUACAUAUAUAUACAUAUAUAUAUGUAAGUAUAUAUUCCAUGUAUAUUUAUAAAUUACACACGACGUUGCUAGAAAGUGUUCCAAAAGCAGAAUAUUUGUACAAAAAUCUAUAACAUCUAAUAACAUCUAUAAUACUAAAUGAAAAAGACUAUUAUGAAGAAUAUUAUAAAUUAAAUAUAUAUAUAUCAUCAAAUGAAAUAUUGAUUAAACUCUAUUUGUGAUUCGCAACGAAUUUUAAAAUUAUAUUUUCAAUGGUACAUCUAUAUAAUAUUUAAUAAUAUAUAACAUUAAACAAUGAUAAACUUUAUUUGUGAUCAAAACGUUAAACCUAAUUCAUUAAUAAAAAUCAAAGAAAUGUACAUAUACAUAUAAUUAUAUGUUAAUCUAACAUUACGAAUUCCUGCAAAACGAAGAUAUAAAUCAUUAAAUUAUUUCAUUUGUUUUGUUAAUACAAUUAGAUUUUUUAGAUCUAAUUAGAUUCUCAAUUACGGUAGAAAUUAAAAUAAUUGUCGAUAUUUGAAAUAUCUAUCUUAUCAUUCGUAAUUAUAUUAUUCGACAUAAUCUAAAAGAAAAACUACAUAAUCUAUUUAAAUGUUUUGUCCUCCAAUUUUUAAGAUAUCACUUAAAAUUAGAAUUAAGUGGAGGGAAAAAAUGCGCUCUCGUAAUUAUAUAAUAAAAUUAUGUAACAUGCUGAUAUAUUAAAUUCUAAUCAUAC
This is a messenger RNA of Vespa crabro (European hornet), 3222 nucleotides long. RefSeq names its product FMRFamide receptor (gene FMRFaR). Gene Ontology annotation, molecular function: G protein-coupled receptor activity. The transcript has 4 exons. Bases 345 to 1691 code for a protein of 448 amino acids. The record is from RefSeq and is a predicted model, not a curated record. Gene Ontology annotation, cellular component: membrane. Gene Ontology annotation, biological process: G protein-coupled receptor signaling pathway. Lineage: Eukaryota; Metazoa; Arthropoda; Insecta; Hymenoptera; Vespidae.